UCUGCAUGACCAGAUCAUCAUCAUGUCACCUUGUGACAUCAUUCAUGUCUGUAUCAUAUCUGUAUCCCUGCAGUGAGCAUCUCUGUGAUCCCUCUCUUAUGAAAGAAAUGGCAACAUCUUCAAACAAAAUAUGAACCUUGACACAGUUAAACAUCAUUCCUUCUUUAUGAAAUCUUAACUACCGGCCAAAGAUGUGCUGAACCAGCUAAGUGGACAUUGUACGAUGGAUUGGCAAGACAAAGAUUGUAAAUGUCACCUACUGAGGCAGCGACAGCCUUCACAUUUAAGAGCUUUCUCUCUCCCUUGGAGGCCCCCUGGGGGACGAAGGAGCCAGGAGUUGUUGGCAGCAGGUUUUCGCUCCUCUGUCGAGGGACCUGGGGGGCGGAGGCAGGGCCUGGGCCAAGGUCCACAGUGGCCCCGCCCCGCGGGAGCCUGGAUGCUCAGCGCGUCCCCACGCGCGCUCUCCUGGUUCCUGUGCACCCUCGAGGCUCCCUACAGCAGCGUGCGCUCCAAGCUCAGCCGCGAAGAGGCCAUGGCGAAGUCCAGGGGCCGGCUGUACCUCUGCAUGUGCUUGGCUGCAGCGCUGGCCUCUUUCCUGGCAGGAUUCAUGGUGGGCUGGUUUAUUAAGCCCCUCAAAGAAACAACCACUACGCUGCGCUAUCAUCAGAGUGUGCGGUGGAACCUGAUAUCCGAGAUGAAAGCUGAGAACAUUAAAUCAUUUCUUCGCUCUUUUACAAAGCUCCCUCAUCUGGCGGGAACAGAACAAAAUUUGCUGCUUGCCAAGAAAAUCCAAACGCAGUGGAAGAAAUUUGGACUGGACUCUGCAAAGUUGGUUCAUUAUGAUGUUCUCCUGUCUUACCCUAAUGAGACAAAUGCCAAUUAUGUAUCACUUGUGGAUGAAGAUGGCACUGAGAUUUUUAAAACAUCAUACAUUGAGCCGCCACCAGAUGGAUAUGAGAAUGUUACAGAUAUUGUACCACCAUAUAAUGCUUUCUCAGCCCAAGGCACGCCAGAGGGAGAUCUUGUAUAUGUAAACUAUGCUCGUACUGAAGAUUUUUUCAAACUAGAAAGAGAAAUGGGCAUCAACUGCACGGGAAAGAUUGUUAUUGCCAGAUAUGGGAAGAUCUUCAGGGGAAAUAAAGUUCACAACGCCAUGUCGGCAGGAGCCAUAGGCAUCAUCUUGUACUCAGACCCAGCUGACUACUCUGCCCCUGAGGUACAGCCGUAUCCCAAAGGAUGGAACCUUCCUGGAACUGCAGCCCAGAGAGGGAACGUGUUAAAUCUGAACGGUGCUGGUGAUCCGCUCACUCCAGGCUACCCAGCUAAAGAGUACACCUUUAGACUUGAUGUUGAAGAAGGAGUGGGAAUACCCCAAAUCCCUGUACAUCCCAUUGGAUUUAAUGAUGCAGAAAUAUUAUUACGCCACAUGGGAGGAACCGCUUCACCAGAUGACAGCUGGAAAGGAAGUCUUAAUGUGGAUUACAAUGUCGGGCCGGGCUUCACAGGGCGUGAUUCUGUCAGGAAGGUUAAAAUGCAUGUUCAUAACACCAAUAAAAUUACAAGGAUUUACAACGUAAUUGGAACUAUCAGAGGAUCUGUGGAACCUGACAGGUAUGUUAUUCUGGGAGGUCAUCGGGAUUCCUGGGUGUUUGGAGGUAUUGACCCAACCACUGGCACAGCUGCUUUACAAGAAAUUGCGCAGAGUUUUGGAAAACUGAUGAGUAGAGGAUGGAGACCUCGGAGAACUAUCAUUUUCGCCAGCUGGGAUGCAGAAGAAUUUGGACUUCUGGGAUCCACAGAGUGGGCUGAGGAGAAUGCAAAGACACUCCAGGAGAGAGGCAUCGCUUACGUCAACUCAGACUCAUCGAUUGAAGGAAAUUAUACUCUCAGAGUUGACUGUACACCCCUUCUUUACCAAUUGGUGUAUAAACUGACAAAAGAGAUCUCCAGCCCCGAUGAUGGUUUUCAGGGUAAAUCUCUUUAUGAAAGCUGGUUGGAAAAGGACCCUUCAUCUGAAAAUACAAACCUUCCUAGAAUUAACAAGCUGGGAUCUGGAAGCGAUUUUGAAGCUUAUUUUCAGAGACUUGGCAUUGCUUCAGGCAGAGCCCGCUACACUAAGAAUAGGAAAACAGAUAAAUACAGCAGCUACCCGGUAUACCAUACAAUUUAUGAGACGUUUGAAUUGGUAGAAAAUUUUUAUGACCCUACAUUUAAAAAACAGCUCUCUGUGGCUCAAUUACGAGGGGCACUGGUUUAUGAGCUUGCAGACUCUCAAAUCAUUCCUUUCAAUAUUCAAGACUAUGCAAAAGCUUUGAAAAACUAUGCAACAAGUAUCUACAAUUUAUCCAAGAAACACGACCAACAAUUGAAAGACCACAGAGUAUCAUUUGAUGCCUUAUUUUCUGCUGUGCAAAACUUCUCAGAGGCUGCUUCAGAUUUCCACAGAAGACUUACAGAAGUGGAUCUUAAUAAUCCCAUGGCAGUGAGAAUCGUGAAUGACCAGUUGAUGCUCCUGGAAAGAGCAUUCAUCGAUCCCCUUGGUUUACCUGGGAGGAAGUUCUACAGGCACAUCAUAUUUGCUCCAAGUAGGCACAACAAAUAUGCUGGAGAAUCAUUUCCUGGGAUCUAUGAUGCUAUGUUUGAUAUUGAAAAUAAAGCAGACCCACGUUCAGCCUGGACAGAAGUAAAGAAACACAUUUCUAUUGCAGCCUUUACAAUUCAAGCAGCAGCAGAAACACUGAAAGAAGUGGUAGAGUAAGGUCAGCCAAGUGGCCAUCCAUUAAAAAUAUUACUGGAACUCUGAAGAUAAAAAUCUGUGUUUAUCUUUCUUUUCAUAUCAUGUUUGAUUUUAGACUUCCACCUUGUUCAU
Molecule: messenger RNA, 2869 nt
Organism: Eptesicus fuscus (big brown bat)
Lineage: Eukaryota; Metazoa; Chordata; Mammalia; Chiroptera; Vespertilionidae
Gene: NAALAD2
Product: N-acetylated alpha-linked acidic dipeptidase 2
Exons: 21
Coding region: 224-2758 (844 amino acids)
Molecular function (GO): carboxypeptidase activity
Source: RefSeq, a predicted model, not a curated record